Messenger RNA from Plasmodium cynomolgi strain B, 1521 nucleotides. RefSeq lists its product as hypothetical. Bases 1 to 1521 code for a protein of 506 amino acids. The record is from RefSeq and is a predicted model, not a curated record. The transcript has 2 exons. Lineage: Eukaryota; Apicomplexa; Aconoidasida; Haemosporida; Plasmodiidae.
AUGGCCAACUCCUCUACCCUCUUUAAAGCAUUCGUAAUCGGGUCCCCAGUCUGCAUACUCCUACUUAAUGAAAUAAAAAGAGUGAAGCAUCUAAGAGACGACGAAAAGUUAAACAAAAGCUUGUUUAUAAAAAAUUUCCACAUAAGUAACAUUACCAAGAAGGGACAAAAUGGAGAUGAUCACAGAAGGGAACCCAAGUUUAGCGAAGCCAAUGUCCCGGAGGAGGAAGAAGAAGUGCUGAACUACUUUUACGGCAAAGCAUGGGGAUACACCACCGAUUAUGAAAUUGAUUUGAGCUUAAAUACAGGAGAUCUAAUUUUUAUAAAGCACGACUUAGAAAAUGUAAAUUUAAUUAAAAAGGCUCUUCUAAAAAUGAACAGAUAUGUGCAACAGAGAAGCAACAGCAGUAACAGUGUGGAGGAUUAUGACGAGGUGGGGAUCAUUUUAAAAAAACACAACAUCAGUUAUGUGUAUAUUCAAAAUGUCCUAAAUGGAAAAGACAAAUUAAUUCGCUAUUCUCACUUUCUGCAAAAAUAUAAGCCCACCGUUUUAUCUCUCAGAAGAUUUGUAACGGAUGAUGAACACAUAAAAAAGGAGUUACAUAAAAAUAUUUUACAAAGUGUGCAGCGACAGGAACAAACGAAUAUAAGUAGUUCCUCCAUUUUGUUUAAUAUUUUGCGUAAUCUCUGUAAGCAAAGGAUACUCAUACGUCCCAAUGUGAACGACUCUCCCCCCAAAAAAGAUUGCCUUUGUAAUGAUAGCCAUUCCAUGUGUAAGCAAAUAAGCUACAAUAUAGACAUGAACAACUUAAUUAAUAUGCUCAUCUUCCGAUCGUUUAAUUUGUUCUUUUAUUUUGUUUCGUACAUGAAUGAACAAGCUUUGAAAAGUAAUUCACUUCCCCGUAAACAUGUUCUUUUGCAAAAUGUCUCCUCGGAUAUGCCCAACAGGGGGAAAGGGAACUCCUGCAUAAUUGACAAACAAAAUGGCCUACAAGGUUAUGAGUUCCCACUGGGUAAUUCCUUGACGCGAUUUGAAUUUAUCGAGGGGGAUUCUCAAGAGGUGAAGCCAGUCGCCAAAGAAAUAGAGAAUUUCCUCACGCUGCUUCUCGAAAAUGAAUACACACUGAUGGACUCCAUGGAGUAUAUGAACAAAGUGCAGCGGAAGGGAAGAAACCACUCAACGGAGAAUGCUCACAAGGAAGGACAGAUAAACCAUUUUGCAGAUAAAAUGAAAAAGAAAAUCGAAAAGGUCUCUCUAAUGUUUAAAAGAUUCUCCGUAACAAAUUCUCAUGUUUAUGAAAUUUACAGAAAUACGAAUUUGCUGCCCUCUAUAAAAAAUUAUGAUCCUCACCCUUCUCUCUUUUUAUGUUUAAACAAUUUUUAUAAACCCAUCAACGGGAAGAGUAUACAGCGUGAUACGUUCAACGUUCCCAAGCUGACCAACCUGUUUCACGUAAGGCAGGAAGAAGCCGAGAAGUUGCAGAGAUAUUUCUACCAGUUUAAUAGGGUCCCCAAGUCGUAG